Messenger RNA from Spirometra erinaceieuropaei, 934 nucleotides. The record is from the annotation of a GenBank genome assembly. Lineage: Eukaryota; Metazoa; Platyhelminthes; Cestoda; Diphyllobothriidea; Diphyllobothriidae.
AUGGGUGACGGCUACGCCUUCCUCUGGAGCGGUCGCCACAAGGCAGAGCGACGGGACGCGGGCGUUGCCUUUGCCAUCCAAAACGACAUCAUUGAACGACUGCCCUGUCUGCCGCAGGGCAUCAACGAUCGCCUGAUGAGCCUCCAUCUGCCUCUCCAGGGAGGCCAAUUUGCCACCAUCAUUAGCGUCUACGCCCCGCCUAUGACCAGCCUUGACGCUGAAAGGAACAAAUUCUACGAGGACCUGCACGUCCUCCUGACGUCUGUGCCGAAGGCGGAUAAGUUGAUUGUGCUUUGGCGACUUCAACGCCCGCGUCGGCACAGAUCAUUCCGCCUGGAGAGGAGUGCUGGCUCCCCAUGGUCUCAACAGCUCCAUUGACAAUGGCCUGCUCCUUCUGCGAACACCUGGAGAACACCGUCUCACCCUGACCAACACCUUCGCCAUCUGAUGACCUAGGAGGGCGCGACUUCGAUGCGCCCUCGGUCACGACACUGGGACCUGCUGGACUAUGUCCUCCUCUGGAGGCGAGACCAGAGGGACGUGUUGAUGGCAAAGGCGAUCCCGGGUGCCGACGGAUGAAAUGACCAUCUCCAAGAUGAGUAUCCUCUCGCAGCCACGCAUGAGACCUCAAUGUAAGUGACCGCCAGGUAAAUUGAAUACUGUUCUUUUUAAUGUUUCUGCUCGUCAUCUCCAUUUCAGAAACGAGCUAGCUCAGAAACUAGCCAACCUCCAAGUCGCUAAGGAUGAGCACGGCUCCGUGGAGAACCGAUGGUGGCAACUGAAGAGCAAAGUCCAGUCAACCGUCCUGGUUGUCCUCGGUUGCGCACGUCGUCAACAUAAGGACUGGUUCGACGACAAUGACGCCUCUAUCAGCAACCGGCUGGCCGAGGAGAACCGACCGCACAUGGCCGCCCUGUCGACGACAACAAAGUAG